AAUUUAAAACAAAUAAACUUUGUAACCCUUCCCCUUGGAGACGAGGCAGCACUCAGGAGCUGGGAAGAGAACCCUCUGUCUUCCAGCCCAAGUCUCCGCCUCUCUCUCUAGGGUUUCUCCUCGUCGUCACGCAAUCGCUUCAAAGAUGGAAGAGAAUCUCGAUGCUGCGAUAGAGUCCCUCUUGAAUGUUGAGAAGCAAAUGAGGCUUGCUGGUGAUGUUGCCGGAACCAAGAAAGCUGUUACUGACAUUGUGGAGCUUUGUUACAAAGCCCGUGCAUGGAAGACUCUGAACGACCAGAUAGUUCUUCUGUCAAAAAGGAGGGGCCAGCUUAAGCAGGCUGUCACUGCUAUGGUGCAACAAGCCAUGCAUUAUAUUGAUGAGACACCUGAUAUUGAUACGUGCAUAGAAUUAAUCAAAACACUGAACAGUGUCUCUGCUGGAAAGAUAUAUGUCGAGAUAGAGAGGGCACGCUUGAUAAAAAAACUCGCGAAGAUUAAAGAAGAACAAGGCCUUAUUGCUGAGGCUGCUGAUUUGAUGCAAGAAAUUGCUGUGGAAACUUUUGGAGCAAUGGCAAAAACAGAGAAGAUAGCAUUCAUUCUUGAACAAGUUCGUUUGUGCUUAGAUCGCCAGGAUUAUGUACGCGCGCAGAUUUUGUCAAGAAAAAUUAGUCCUCGGGUUUUUGAUGCAGAUGCCUCAAAGGAGAAGAAAAAGCCUAAGGAAGGUGAUAAUGUUGUUGAAGAGCCUCCUGCAGAUAUACCUUCCCUCUUAGAGUUGAAGCGUAUCUACUAUGAACUAAUGAUUCGCUAUCACUCUCACAAUGAUGACUACUUGGAAAUUUGCCGUAGUUACAAAGCAAUAUAUGAUAUUCCAUCUGUGAAAGAGGACCCAGCACAGUGGAUUCCGGUGCUCAGGAAAAUUUGCUGGUUUUUGGUGUUGUCGCCUCAUAACCCAAUGCAAUCAAGCCUUCUCAACUCUACCCUAGAAGAUAAAAAUCUUUCUGAAAUUCCGAAUUUCCGUCUGCUGUUAAAGCAGCUAGUUACCAUGGAGGUGAUACAGUGGACUGGUCUUUGGGAGAUGUAUAAGAACGAGUUUGAGAAUGAGAAGAAUAUGCCUGGAGGAUCUUUGGGUGCCAAGGCAGCGGAAGAUCUAAAACUGAGAAUCAUUGAACAUAAUAUUUUGGUAGUAUCAAAGUAUUAUUCAAGGAUUACCUUAAAGAGGCUUGCUGAUUUGUUGUGCCUGAGUCUACAGGAAGCUGAAAAGCAUUUAUCAGACAUGGUGGUGUCAAAAUCCCUGAUUGCGAAGAUAGACAGGCCAAUGGGAGUUGUUUGCUUUCAGACAGCCAAGGACAGCAAUGACAUCCUAAACUCUUGGGCGAUGAACUUGGAGAAGCUGCUUGACCUUGUUGAAAAAAGCUGCCACCAAAUACACAAGGAAACCAUGGUUCACAAAGCUGUUCUGAAAGCUUAGUCACGUAUUUUACCAUGCCACAAUGAGAUUUUCUCUAGGCCGGUCCGGAAGUCUCAAAGUUACAAAAAAGAUGGCAUGCCUCCUAGGCUUCAAUUUGCUUCUCCCCCGUCGAAUUUCUGUUUCAUUAUCUCUUAAGCGAACGAUAGCUUGCUCCAAGCUUCUUACAGAGUGUAGCAGCUGAACAUUCUUAUUAUACUGAUUAUAUUUGUUUUACUAAACCAUUUUGCAACAACCAUUCCGUGUUUUCAGUGUCCAAUGUUGCAAAUUAUUAAAUUGACCAUGCAUAACUUCUAAGUAAUUUUAAAGCAGCAACAUUGUAAGAUAA
This is a messenger RNA of Phoenix dactylifera (date palm), 1793 nucleotides long. Its product is annotated as 26S proteasome non-ATPase regulatory subunit 12 homolog A-like. The record is from RefSeq and is a predicted model, not a curated record. NCBI's taxonomy places the organism in Eukaryota, Viridiplantae, Streptophyta, Magnoliopsida, Arecales, Arecaceae. Gene Ontology annotation, cellular component: proteasome regulatory particle, lid subcomplex; cytoplasm.